AUGAGAGAGGCAGAUUUGUUAACUCAGAUCAUAGCGUUUUCUCUCUUUCGAUUUCUUCCUCUGGCUCAAUCUGAGCCUCGGAGACUGCCCCCUCUCUCUCUCUCCCUCUCUCUUUCUUUUUCUUUCUCUGUCUUCUCUGUCUCGCUGACUCUCUCUCUCUCCCUCUCUCUCCACACUCUCUCUCUAUCUUCUCCCCUCUCUUUCUUUUUCUUCCUCUGUCUCAAUCUGUCUGUCUGUGUCUCUUUCUGUUUCUUCUUCCGUCUCAAUCUGUGUCUUUUUGAUUGUCUGUCUCUCUCUCUCUCUCUCUCUCUCACUCCCCAUCUAUCCUUCUUUUUCUUCCACUGUCUCAAUCUGAAUCUCUCUGACUGCGCUUCUCUCUCUCUCUCUCUCUCAAUCACUCCCUCUCUUUGCUUUCUUUCUUUUUCUUCCUCUGUCUCUAUCCGAAAUUCUUUGACUGUCUGUCUGGCCCACUCACUUCUUCUCUCUUUCUCUUGCUACAUCAAAAUCUCAGUGCCUCUAUUUGUCUCUCUCCCUCUUUCUGUCUCUUCGUCUAACUCAGUCUCCUAUUCUCUGUCUCUUUCCCCUCCCCCUCUCUCUCUCAUAUUCUCCCACACUCUCAAUAUCGAUUUGUCUCUCUCUGUUUCUCUUCCACGGUCUCAAUCUCAGUAA
Molecule: messenger RNA, 669 nt
Organism: Acanthosepion pharaonis
Lineage: Eukaryota; Metazoa; Mollusca; Cephalopoda; Sepiida; Sepiidae
Source: the annotation of a GenBank genome assembly